This is a messenger RNA of Vespa velutina, 957 nucleotides long. Its product is annotated as 8-oxo-dGDP phosphatase NUDT18. The record is from RefSeq and is a predicted model, not a curated record. Gene Ontology annotation, molecular function: magnesium ion binding; nucleic acid binding; 8-oxo-dGDP phosphatase activity. Lineage: Eukaryota; Metazoa; Arthropoda; Insecta; Hymenoptera; Vespidae.
AUGAAAAAUUUAGUUAGAUGCUGUGAAAAGAGAAGUUUAGAGGAAACUGGACUUAUUAGAACCUAAACAUUAAUAUUAGUGGAAUGUGCAAGUGGGUCGUGGUUUCGCUUUGUCUUUAUAGGUGAGAUAUGUGGUAAUAGAAAAACAUCGGAUCAAGCAAAUGAAGAAUCUUACAAGCCAGUUUGGGUACAUAAUAUAGAAGAUUUACCACUUAGAUCUAAUGAUAUUAUUCCACUAAUAGAAAGAGGCAAAAAUUAUAUUCUGAUAAGCCUGGCCGACAACAUCCAUAUUUAAUGCCAUAUCAAAAACCACUUUCCAAUUAUAUUACAAAUAAUUAUUACUGCCAAAAAAAGAGCAACGAACAAAUUACAUGUAGUUAUAUUGGAUACAGAAUUGCGUCAUUUGCCUGUUGUGAAUCACCUAAUCGUAGUCGUCCUUUCCACCUUGCACAACUUUAUGACUGAAAUCUUUGGGACAGACCUGGCACCACAUAAACCACGAUUGUUAUUGGUUGAGUUUAGUGGAAAUCAUGAUGGAGAUGGUCUUUGUUUGUCAUUAUUAGUGUCUUUUAGUUACCGUAGAAGAGUACCCAUUAUUGGAAAAUACUUUUGGUACACAGCCUCAGAAAAUACAGCAGAAGCUAUUACAACUCGUUUACCCACGAAUAUGACCCGUGCCAUUAAAUGGCCAACAAUUAUUAAGGAAGUUGUAUAUACCAUAAUUGUUGCUAACACAGAUUACAAAAUUUGUGCAUGCAAAAGAGUUGUGCCAAAUUGGUUCCAAAACAUCUCUGUUAUAAAUGAGUUUUUGGCCAACAAAGAUAUUUCUGUGGUUCCACAACCUCCAUACUCUUCUGAUUUGAGUUCGUGGCUUUUUUUUUUCAAGAAAAUCAAAAACUAUCCCAAAGGAUAUCACUUUGGAACUGUGGAUAACAUUCAAAAGAUUAUAACUGACUAA